Messenger RNA from Musa acuminata AAA Group (dessert banana), 652 nucleotides. RefSeq names its product gibberellin-regulated protein 6. The record is from RefSeq and is a predicted model, not a curated record. NCBI's taxonomy places the organism in Eukaryota, Viridiplantae, Streptophyta, Magnoliopsida, Zingiberales, Musaceae. Bases 31 to 441 code for a protein of 136 amino acids. The transcript is spliced from 4 exons.
GGUAAAGAGGGGGGAGCCCUUCUUAUAUGGAUGCAUUGGGAGCUCCUCUUGCUCUCCUUACAAUAUUCACCUAGCGCAUCUCCUCCUGCCUCCAUGCUCUGCUCUCCAAUGGCCAAGUUGCUUCCGUUGAUGAUGCUUUUGCUUCUUAUCUUAGUCUCUUUGGUCUCAUGCGAGAUUGUCCUUGAGGAGGUGCAGGAUGAUGAUCUGUUUCUGAACGCCCAAAAGAGACAAUAUGGAUCUGGGAGCCUUAAAAGCUACCAGUGCCCUGGUGAGUGCACAAGGCGGUGCUCCCGGACGCAGUACCACAAGCCAUGCAUGUUCUUCUGCCAGAAGUGCUGCAGAAAAUGCCUGUGUGUCCCUCCAGGUUUCUACGGGAACAAGCAGGUCUGCUCUUGCUACAACAACUGGAAGACCAAGAGGGGUGGUCCAAAGUGCCCUUAAAUUGAUCUAUCACCUGCUUGUUUCUUGAUCUACUGGUUUCUGUGGCUGUAUCAGUUAGUAUAUGAGCAGGUCACAUUUUGUGAGUAGAGCUACUGGUGGGCAUUCUAGGGUUGUUUACGUGAGUGUCUGUAGUAGGCUGGUCAUAUAUUAGUCUUGAACCAGUGUGAGUUUGAUGUUUUAGUGGAACUAUAUGGUUUGAGAUUCUUCUUUC